AUGACCGGCCAAGACCACGCCCACGUCGACUCCGACAACAUCCGCCGCUCCGACUGCAACCGGUGCAGUGACAUGGAUCACUUGGUGAAACUCCUCCUGUCCCUCGACGAACUGAUCGAAGCCCGCAUCUCGUGUCCGCUCACCAUCGAGACGGCCAUCCGCCUCACUACCGAGGCCGAGAAAGAGCUCCAAAGCAUUUUGGAAUACUCCAACGAACGCUCUGACACAUACCCGACUCUCCUUAGAGAGUUCAAGCAGUGCCUCCGCGACGAAAACAAGUACUGGAACCUCAUCGCCAGUUUCCGGAAGGCCCUCCGCGCACAUUACUCCUGCCAGUACAAGGACCAGCCCCUUCGCGAUGUCAAGAGAGCUUUUCACGUGUUAUAUCGGUACGACGAUCGCUUCAAGCGAAGAAACGUAGACCAUCAGGUACAGCACACCUGGGACGACCUCGUCGAGCAGAUGGACAAAGAGGACAUCGAGACCAGCGAAGCCCCGGCCCGCUUCUGGGCGGAGGAGCACAAGGUCCUCAAGUCGCUGCCGGCGACGCCGUACACCGACAUAGUCAACCGCAUCGGCGAGCUGUGCUGCGAAAGGGGCGACGGACGGGAGUGGGACGCCUGUCUUGUCAUCAUACGGGAGUGGCUCACCACCAAAGGCGGGGAGGUCUCAAGUGUCGAUUCGAUGCGGAAUUCCGUGGAAUGUAUGAUGCGUUGGACCGAGAACGAUAUCAUUCAACUCGAGUCUCGGUUCAAUAGCCCCGGAGAGGAAGAUGAGAGGAACCUUUGGACAGAUUUUAUAUACCGAAAGCGGCAGCUGCUCGGUCGGCAAUUCGAAGACCAGAUACGGGCGGCAGCUGACGGAGAUGCGGAGGACACUCUGAUUCUCUGA
This is a messenger RNA of Colletotrichum karsti, 891 nucleotides long. RefSeq lists its product as uncharacterized. The record is from RefSeq and is a predicted model, not a curated record. Bases 1 to 891 code for a protein of 296 amino acids. Lineage: Eukaryota; Fungi; Ascomycota; Sordariomycetes; Glomerellales; Glomerellaceae. The transcript has a single exon.